Danio rerio (zebrafish) is the source of this 2465-nucleotide messenger RNA. NCBI's taxonomy places the organism in Eukaryota, Metazoa, Chordata, Actinopteri, Cypriniformes, Danionidae. The record is from RefSeq and is a predicted model, not a curated record.
GUCUACAGUCAGUAAGAAGCAGUUCUGGGUGGAGCGUGUGCAGUGUUCAGGCUCAGAGGUGUCUCUGGCUCAGUGUCGGGCUCUGCUGUCUGUGUCGCGCAGUGAUGAUGUCCCCUGUGCUGGAGGCAUGCAUGCGGUGGUGCGCUGCGUUCCUGGAGCUCAGUUCGACACAGACUCCGCCUCCAGACGCCCCAUCAGCGCGGCGGUGCGUCUGAAGGCAGGUGCGCGGGUGGGCGAGGGCCGUGUGGAGGUGCUGCGUGAGGGUAAAUGGGGGACGGUGUGUGACCGGCGCUGGGAUCUCUCCGCGGCCAGUGUGGUGUGCAGAGAGCUGGGCUUCGGCUCCGCCAGAGACGCCCCACGAGGAGCACUCAUGGGUCAAGGUACGGGCCCCAUCCACAUGGAUGAAGUGCAGUGUUCUGGUCAGGAGAGCUCCAUCACUGAGUGCCGCUUCCAGGACGUUCCGCUGUACAGCUGCAGACACACACAGGACGCGUCUGUGCGCUGCAACGUGCCAAACACUGGCCUGAGCAGCACUGUGCGUCUGGCAGGGGGUCGGGAGUCAGCGGAGGGCCGGGUGGAGGUGCUGAUGGAGGUGGGGGGGCAGCAGAGAUGGGGCUCGGUCUGCAGUGAGAACUGGAACAUCAAUGAGGCCAUGGUGGUGUGCAGACAGCUCGGCUUCGGCUUCGCUUCCAGAGCUCAUCAGGAGACGUGGUUCUGGCCCAGCAGCUCAGGCUCAGAGGAGGUUCUGCUGAGCGGGACUCACUGUGUCGGGUCUGAGCUCUCUGUACAGCAGUGCCGCAGAAACACACAGGUGUACUGUCCUCGAGGGGGCGGAGCUAGAGCGGCCGGCGUCACCUGUGUGGACGUGGCUCCGGAUCUGGUGGUGGAUGCGCAGCUGGUGCAGGAGUCCGCGUAUGUGGAGGAUCGGCCGCUGCACCUGCUGACCUGCGCUCAUGAGGAGAACUGCCUGUCCUCGUCUGCGGCGCGGAUCGACUGGAGAAACAGACACACACUCGCGUACACACACCGCCGCCUGCUGCGCUUCAGCUCGCGCAUCAUGAACCUCGGACGCGCCGACUUCAGGCCCAGAGCCACACGAGAGUCCUGGACCUGGCACCAGUGCCACAGGAACGGCACGAGGGUCGCAGAAGGUCACAAGGCCAGCUUCUGUCUGGAGGACACGUACUGCCCUGAAGGUCUGACCAAGCGCUACGCCUGCUACAACAUGGGUGAUCAGGGCAUCACAGUGGGCUGCUGGGAUACGUACAGACACGACAUUGACUGCCAGUGGGUGGACAUCACUGACGUCAGGCCCGGGAACUACAUCUUCCAGGUGGAGGUGAACCCGUCUCUGGAUAUGGCGGAGUCUGAUUUCCAGAAUAAUGUGAUGCGCUGCAGAUGUCGGUACGAUGGUGGACGAGUCUAUCUGUACAGCUGCCACACAGGUGACGCCUACAGUGCAGCAGCAGAGGACCUGUUUGAACACCGGCAGGAGAUCACUAACAACUUCCUGUGACGACGGCAGCGAUGGACUGCAGACUCAUCACCAAUCUCUAACAGCUCGCGAGGUGGUGGGGGGUGGAGUCUAUGAUUGACAGGGGAGUGGGUGGGGCUAAAGUGAUGAUUGACAGGCAGGGGUCGUUUACACUCAGCCACGUGUUCAUUUCAGCCAGUGUUGAUGAAGAUGCUGAGUGAGGAUCAGUCCAGAUGAAGGAUUUUCACAGAUCACAGGUCCGCUCGGCAUCUUUAUAUAGUUUAGUGUUUAUCACCAAUUCAACAUUCAGAGGGGGAAAGUCCACUAAAACAGUAAACAUUAGUCACCAAUUGUGUUCAGGAUGCAGCAAUCUGAAGUAAACUUACAAAAAAAAUGGUCUCAGAGGUGUGCUUCUUGUGUUGAUCAGUUUCCUAAUGCGCAGGUUUAUUUGAGGGAUCUUUCAGGAUGUUCAUGUGUUGGUUCUGUUGGGGAGAACUUUAUUAUAUUGUUUCUCUGUAGGUCAACUGCUGAAUCAGGGUUAAUUUCUGCCAAUAAAAUCAUGAAUAAAAAUCAGAUUUUGAGGAGGGUGAGAUUGAGAACCGCUGCUGCAGGUUAGUCAACAUGAUGAACACUCACCUGUUCUCUGUGAAUCGAACUCAACCCUUCCCUGAACACCAAGCAGCCUUUCCUGUGACGUAUAAAGAUCCUUUAUUUCUGUGGCCAGUGGUGCUAACUGUAGGGCUCAUUCAGUCGUCAGCAUUAUGACACUAUUAUUAUUAUUAUUAUGGGAGUGUAAUGUGAUGUCUGCUCGCUGUUGUAUUGGCAUGUACAGGUUGUUAUGGUUAUGAUCUCUGGUUUGUCUGUAUUUCUGAUGUCCUGACCUCAGUUUUUUAAUGUUAUUGGAAACGUGCUCUCUAUGAAGAGAAACAGACGCUCCGCUUUACAGAUGUGCUUCAAUACUUGAAAAAUAAACUUCUCAUGUCUAAUCUGA